ACAUUCAUUUUUAGCUACGGCUUCAGCGUUGACGUUAAAGGUCUGUUUUUCUACAACUUUUUUUUUUUUUUAGUGAACUGCACUAUUAUAAUUUUAGGGUACGGCAUUGCGACUUUUAGAAGCUUGAGCAGCAUCAUAAUGAAAUAUUACAUUUUAUUUUGUCCGUUUGCAAGGUGGGGAGCGAGGUUCCUUUGAGCAUGCUUCUCUGACAUUUGAAAGUUGUGUUCCUUCAUUACACCAGUCUGUGUUGCAGAUGGAAGCUAAGAUGCACAUGAAAGAGUGGCUGAUAGCUCAGAUAGACAGUGGGGAAUAUGAAGGACUUCUCUGGGAAGAUGAUAACAAAACUAUGUUCAGGAUUCCUUGGAAACACGCAGCCAAGAAGGACUACAAACAGACGGAGGACGCAGCUCUCUUUAAGGCCUGGGCUGUACAAGGUUCCCACUCGUGGCUCUCCUCAGACUCUUUCCAGACAAAGGAUGACGUGAUCGUCCAGCCUGAGACGUCUCCAAGGAGCCCCAGUUUUCUGGGAAAAAAGCUUCAUUGUCAAAAGGAAUCAUUUGACGAAAGUAAAGAAGUAAAACCGGUGAUUGAUGAUCUGAUGAGGGAACACAUGUAUUGUGAGCUCACAGAAAAAAACCCUCUAAUUCAGAACCCUGCUCCUAUAACCUUCCUCAGUCCCACACUUACUAUAUCAGACUUCCGUAUGCAGGUGGUGUUGCUGUACCAGGGCCAGAGGGUCAUGAAAGUGGCCACCAGCAGCCCAGAUGGGUGCUUCAUCCUGCAGGGCCGCGUCCCGUUGGGAAAUGAACGGAUCUACGGGCCUUGCACUGCCCAGCAGCUCUCCUUCCCCUCCCCAAGCUCUGUAUCCCUUCCGUCGUGCUUGGCUGAAGCGAUGAACCGCCUUCUUUGUCAUUUGGAGAGAGGUGUGCUACUAUGGGUAGCCCCAGAUGGGGUGUUCAUCAAGCGGUUCUGCCAGGGCAGGGUGUACUGGAGCGGUCCCAUGGCCCAACACACUGACCGGCCCAACAAACUGGAACGAGAAAAGACCUUCAAGCUGCUCGACAUUGCCACAUUUCUCAAUGAGCUUCAGAGCUGUUUACAGGGGAAGGGACAUUCACCUUCGUAUGAGAUUGAGCUCUGCUUCGGAGAGGAGUAUCCAGACCCCAACGUACCUAAAACCAGGAAGCUGAUCAUGGCGCAGGUGGUGCCCUUGUUUGCAGUGGAACUGAUGCAGAGGUUCAACGUGGAAGAGAUUCAGGAGAAGCGGCCAAUUCUCACCUCCAAAACAGAAGAAGAGAAGAUGUAGGAGGACAGGGAAUGCUACCCUGCACCAGGGUAGCUAUGAACAAUAUACAAGUGGAUUACUGCUUUAUUGCUUCCCUGUCAUCAUCAUGAAAGACAUCCAGAGCAGAGCAAACAAUACAGAGGCUAUUCAGUGUGAACAUGUAUGUAUGAUGAAGAAACAAUGGAGUGGAGGUGUUUCAUUGUAUGGAAAUAUAUUGAUUUUUUUUUAAAUUCUGUCCAACAUGUAGCUUCACUGGUGGGAGUAAUCAGCUUGUUAAAGCAAACAUCUUGAUUAACGCAAUCAAAAAUGUUUGCUAACAUACUAUUAAUG
Etheostoma spectabile (orangethroat darter) is the source of this 1615-nucleotide messenger RNA. RefSeq names its product interferon regulatory factor 10 (gene irf10). The record is from RefSeq and is a predicted model, not a curated record. Gene Ontology annotation, biological process: immune system process; regulation of transcription by RNA polymerase II. Gene Ontology annotation, cellular component: nucleus. Gene Ontology annotation, molecular function: protein binding; DNA-binding transcription factor activity, RNA polymerase II-specific; RNA polymerase II cis-regulatory region sequence-specific DNA binding. NCBI's taxonomy places the organism in Eukaryota, Metazoa, Chordata, Actinopteri, Perciformes, Percidae.